AUGCAAUCUGCUGGAUCACAAAGAGGUCGUGGAGGUGGAUCUGGCAACUUUAUGGGUCGUGGAGGAAACUUUGGAGGUGGUGGAGGUAACUCUGGCCGUGGUGGAAACUUUGGUGGAAGAGGAGGCUAUGGUGGUGGAGGUGGUGGCAGCCGAGGGAGUUAUGGAGGAGGUGAUGGUGGAUACAAUGGAUUUGGAGGUGAUGGUGGCAACUAUGGCGGUGAUGGUGGAUACAAUGGAUUUGGAGGUGAUGGUGGCAACUAUGGCGGUGGUCCUGGUUAUAGUAGCAGAGGAGGUUACGGUGGUGGUGGACCAGGAUAUGGAAACCAAGGUGGCGGAUAUGGUGGCGGUGGUGGAGGAUAUGAUGGUUACAAUGAAGGAGGAAAUUUUGGAGGUGGUAACUAUGGUGGUGGUGGAAACUAUAAUGACUUUGGAAAUUAUAGUGGACAACAGCAAUCAAAUUAUGGACCCAUGAAAGGGGGGUAG
Messenger RNA from Rangifer tarandus platyrhynchus (Svalbard reindeer), 483 nucleotides. NCBI's taxonomy places the organism in Eukaryota, Metazoa, Chordata, Mammalia, Artiodactyla, Cervidae. The record is from the annotation of a GenBank genome assembly.